Molecule: messenger RNA, 867 nt
Organism: Achroia grisella
Lineage: Eukaryota; Metazoa; Arthropoda; Insecta; Lepidoptera; Pyralidae
Gene: mbf1
Product: endothelial differentiation-related factor 1 homolog
Exons: 1
Coding region: 155-595 (146 amino acids)
Cellular component (GO): nucleus
Molecular function (GO): DNA binding
Source: RefSeq, a predicted model, not a curated record
CUGUGGUAUGAAAUAUCUGUAUUCUUGGCUCUGUACUUAUAUUACCUACUUUGUCGACUUCAAGAUUCUACAAAUUUAUUGAAAUUUCUGUAAUUAAUAGAAUCUAAAAUCUACAUCCAGUACGAUCUGUGGAAUCAGUAAUUAGAAAUUAAACAUGUCUGAUUGGGAUACAGUUACAAUUCUUCGUAAAAAACCACCUAAAGCAUCUGCACUGAAGACUGAACAGGCUGUAAAUGCUGCACGCCGUCAAGGUUUACCAGUAGAAACUCAACAAAAAUAUGGAGCUGGUACCAACAAACAGCAUGUUACUACUAAAAACACAGCUAAACUUGAUAGAGAGACUGAAGAAUUGCGUCAUGAAAAGGUAUCACUUGAUUUGGGAAAAUUAAUAAUGCAGGGACGGCAAGCUAAAGGCAUGAGUCAGAAGGAUUUGGCUACAAGAAUCUGCGAGAAACCACAAAUAGUAAAUGAUUAUGAAGCCGGUCGCGGCAUACCAAAUAAUAUUGUUCUCGGCAAAAUCGAAAGAGCAAUUGGUAUAAAACUUCGUGGAAAAGAAAGAGGCCAACCACUACAGCCUCCUGGAGGAAAGAAAUAACGGAUUCCCUGGGAGGCGAAGACCAUACUCCGAUUUGUUUAUUGCAUAAUAAUUUCAUCUUCUCAUUUUGCUAUUGAAUGAUAAUGGACAAUGUUUUUGUAUUAUGGUUAUCAUGGUAAAAAUGACGUAAGCAUAUAAUUUCCGGUCUGGAAUAUUCUGUUUGAUGUGUUACCACCUCGGAAAAUGUGGAGAUAUUCAGACUAGAUAACUUUGGAUGUGAUAUGCAAUAAAGAUAUUUUAUUUCAGUUAAACAAUGUUUUUGUGCAGUUUAA